ACACCGCGAUGAUAGAACUUAGAAGAGAUGCCAUUUUGCUAGAACCCUAACAAACAGUCUCGGCACGCGAAGAGAAAAUCUCUCUCCUCUCGUUUUUCAAGAAGGUUUUGAUCCACAAAAUCCUAUACAUGGAGCCAAACCUAUUUGACAAAGGAAUGGGUAUAUUGUAGAUAAUGACAUGAAACCUACUUCAGAUGCAAUUUCUAGGGUUUUGAGAUUGAAGUAAUUAUAUUUGUUUAAGAUAGAGAUCGGAGAUCUUCAAGAGGCACAUAUUGGAGUCAUGUCUGUAUCAGGGAAUGAAAAGCCUGGGAUUAAAUCUGUUUCCCGGCAGUAUAGUGCUUCUAUUGCAGGUAUUCCUAUCAAGAAAAGGAGGUUCCCAUUGGUGCGGUCUCCUUCACCUCCACCUGAAGAACAAAUUUCACAUAGGAACUUAUCUCAGGAUUCAUGUCACUCAAAUGCCAGUGUUGUAACAACUUCUUCUGGCGUAUCUGAUGGAAGCAAGAAUUAUUUCUCAGAGGAAAGAAGAGAAAGAUCUGCUGAUAAAAAUAUUAGUUUAAUCGAAAGUGAUGCUAAUAUUUCUGGAGUCAAUCCUCUGGAACCAAGCCUUAGAAUUUAUUCUGGUUCUUCUGAAAGUAUAGCAAGCGAAGAAAAGCCCAUGCCAGCGGAAAAAACUUCAGGCCAGAUCAUUUCUGGAAAUACAGAGCCGCAAUUAGCUUGCAAGGAAGCUCUUUCUCUUCAUGUAGGAAAGGACAUAUUUAGCAAACUAAAAAUAGAAAGGGAUUAUGAACCUCAAGUAUCUACAAUUAUAGGCAGCACUGAAUUGUCAUUAGGACCAAAGGAACCCUUUGCUCCCCCCUUGGUUGGUCAAAAUAGUGAAGGGAGCGGUCAGUUUCUAGAGAAACUAGGUUCUGCUUCUUUGAAUUUAUCUUUGAGCAAAGGAAAAAGCAGUAUCAAUUAUGGAAGUGGCAAGGAUAAGUUGAAUGUAGAUGGAGCUCAUCUUCAGGCUAACAGGUCAAACUGGGAUUUGAAUACCACAAUGGAUGCAUGGGACCGUUCUGAGAGUGAUGGAGCUGCAUGCCAGGGAACUGAUGGGAUCAAUUGUUUGAAUGUUACCAGUGAUACACAAGAUAUAAAGCCUUUGAUACGUUCAGAUGGAAUGGUUGUAGCUGGUGUUGCUUCUGGAAACCAGUUUCUUAAAGGGAGCAAACACAAUCCUAAUUUCACCAUAUCCUCCAAAUCUCCUGGUCAGCAUUACAAUUUUGGGGAUUCUCUUGUUCUGCAACUAAGCCCUUGUCUCCAGCCAAUUAUAGGUGGGGAACAUUCUGGAUCAUCCUCUAAAGUAGAUUCAGUCAGGGUUAUUCCUACUUCAAACUUAUCCACUGUUCUAGUGUCAACUGGAAAGCCAAAUAUGGCAGGGAAUGUAAAAUCUGAACCAAUUGAUGAUAGUCCCAAGCUGGAUUUUAAGGGAUCGAAAGACAACCUUGAGAGAUCACUAGAUUUUAGAAUUAUAAAACGUGAGAUUGAGAGGUUGGAAACCCUGAAAAAUUUAAAUUUCGGCAGGCCAAAAUUGGAUCCUAGAAUCAUCAAAUCUGAACCAGUACAUGAGGGAAAUCAUGGAAUUCAUAAGACAGCUGAGGGGGCAUCACAGUUAUCAGGUGGACAGGUGUUUCAAUGCUUGGAUAAUCAAUCUCGUGAAGUGGUAUUGCCUAAAUCUUCGCAUUUGUGCCCUUCAGAGCUUCCUACUUGUUCAACAGAGUUACCAAUAAAUGGGAAUGUGUCAAGCCAUUCAGGAAAUUCCACUUGUGCAAAAGGAAUCCAUGUUAGUACAGAGGUGCCUCAGAAUGCAAGCAAUAGUAUUAAGCAGGUUGCUUCAGAAACCGUUUCUAUAUCUGAGGUUCAUAAAGGUAAAGAAUUGAAUGUUUCAGAUGUACAUGCGCCAGGAGUGGAAGAAAAUUUGAAUGUUGGUGAUCCUGAGCAGUGCAGAUUGAAAUUGAUGGAGGAAGCGCCUUUGGGUUCAUGUGGAGAUGGGGGGGGCUCUGCAAGAGAUGGUGAGGGGUCUGUGAGAAGAGACGGUGAGGGGUCUGUUAGAAGAGACGGUGAGGGGUCUGUAAGUGAUGAGGAAAAGAUUAACAUAUCAACUGACAUGCUCGAAGAUUCUUAUGAAUCUGAUUAUGACUCAGAUGGAAAUCAUGAUUUAGCUACAGUUAUGGAAGCGGAACGAUUUGGUGGAGAAGAUGAUGAUGACUAUGAAGAUGGAGAGGUCCGAGAACCACUUGUGCAUACUGAUGUAGGCCCUAUGUCUGAGAAAAGAGAAGCAGAAGAUGUUAAUUGUGGUGAUUCUGAUAAUAAAAAAGUGGGUUUUUUGGGUUCUUCUGGUGAUGAUUGUCCUGCAUCACUUCAAGCUGAGGAAAGAGACACCAAAACAGAAGAUCCUGGUGAAACAAAUAAUGAUGUUAGCGAAGAAUGUCUUGAUGCGGUUCCUGAUGAGAAAACCGAUAUGGUUGCUGAGAAAGACGCCUGUUUCGACAAGUCAUCAACAGUUGAGAUCCCGAUAACUGAACUGGACAAAAAGGGGCCCAUGAAGCCCAUUCGAAGAAAACCCCUUGAUCGAUCUGGGAAAAAGGAAGUUUCAGAGGACCAUGAAUCUGAACUAUCAUCUGAUAAAGCAGUCAGUGGAAGUCAAGGAACUGCAGUGGCAGUUGGUCAGGGUACAGAUCGGAGCAUGAAAGGAACUGACUCAAUGGAGAAAAAUGAGUCAGCCUUACCUAAGACUGAAGUAUCUCUAAAUAGUAAUGAUGCAAAUAAGGAUGCCAACAGUGGAGGUACUCGGAGCAGGAUUAUAAAUCUACCUCGUGCUUCAUAUGUUUCAUCUUUAUAUAAAACAAGAUCUGUUUCAGGCAGGUCAUUACCAUCUCGAACCGUAAGAGAGAGGUUCACUGAUUUAGUGCCUGAGGGAGAUAAAUUACAUUCUCAAGGGAGGGAUGAAAUUUUCAUUGAUGGCCCCCACAAAUUUUUGAGAGAGCGGAAUCAAGAUCAGGCACUGAGAAAUUCUAGAUUAAGUUUUACCCGAGGCAGAGGAAGAGGUUCCAGCCGAUUGGAUGCUCUACAUGGUGACUGGGAUUCUGAUCAUGACUUUGCACCUGAACUUUAUAAUGGUCCAACAGAUUUUCGUUUCCGUAGACAUAAAACUGAUGUUGUUGAUGCAGAUCUUGAAUGCAGCAGCUAUAUUAUUGCACCAGAUGGUGCUGUUGGCACGGGUAGAGGAGGGAGAAAACCCUUAAAUGAUGAGGUGGCAGUUUUCCGGCAUCCACCUUCAAGGAGGCGAUCUCCUGGUGGUAGAGAAGGGCCGGCUACACGAGGCCCUCAAAUGGUUCGCAGAAUUCCAAGAAAUAUUAGCCCAAAUAGAUGCAUCGGUGAAGAUGCUUCUGAUUUGGUUGGACUGAGGCAUAGUGAAAAGUUCAUAAGGGGUUUGAGAGAUGAUAUUGUAGAGCCAGUAUUUACUCGCCAACAACCUCCAUUUGAGGGAGUGGAAGGUCAUUUUGUCCAAGGGAACAGGAAUUUUUCUUCUAUCCAGAGGAGGGGUCCUCCUAGAAUUCAUUCAAAGUCUCCAAUGCGAUCUGGAUCUCCUGGCCCAUGGUCAUCACCCAGAAGAAGAUCACCUGAUGGGUUUAAUGGACAUCCAGAAUUGACUCAUAGAAGAUCUCCAGCAGUUUAUAGGAUGGAUAGGAUGAGGUCUCCAGAUCGUCCUUGUUUCCCUGAAGAGAUAGUGGCUAGGAGGCAUGGUUCCCCUCCUUUUUUGCCCCGGCCAUCAAAUGAUUUGAGGGAUAUGGAUUCUGCACGAGACCAUGGCCCUCCAAGAUCUGUCAUUCCCAAUAGGAGGAGCCCAUCUGGCCGGAUAUUACUAAGAAACAGUCGGAGAUUCGACAUUAUAGAACCUCGAGAAAGGACAGACAGUGAUGAGUUCUUUGGACCCCCCAUGCAUUCAGGUCGAUUUCAUGAGCUUGGUGGUGAUGGAAGUGGUGAGGAGAGAAGAAGGAUUGGUGAAAGACGGGGGCCUGUUCGUUCUUUCAGACCUCCUUACAACGGUGCUGGUGCUGAGGGUUUUCGUUUCAAUAUAGAGGAUGGUCCUAGGCCUUAUAGGUUUUGUCCUGAAGCUGACUCAGAGUUCCUUGAAAGAGGGAAUUUGAGGGAGAGGGAGUUUGACAGGCGAGUAAAGAAUCGACCUGGAAAUGCACCUAGAAGAAGCAUUGAAGAUCAGGAAGGAAAUUACAGGCAUGGUGAGCAGGUUUGGCAUGAUCAAGGAUUUGAUGACAUCUCCCGAUUGAAAAGGAGGAGAUUUUGAUUAGGUUGUUUCCUGCUGCUAUGAGCCAAGAGUGUAGUAUGUGUUGUAUUUAAUGGAGGUUGGUGCAGCAAUUUGGUUAUUCAUGGACUGAUUGUGGAACUUGAUUUGAUUAACAUUGCUGUUUCAUUCUCAAUUUUCAAUCAAGUUAAGUAAAUAUCAGAUGCUAGCGCUUGGAAGGCUUGACGAUCUGUAGUCCACAGCAAAUAGUUGGUUGAUAUUGUGAUGCACAUGCUUGCAUGUUUCUUCAGAUAUAACGGUGGCUAGGUCUUGGACUUAUUCAGAGUUUUUCUUUUCCCUAAUCAUGGGUAUAACUGCAGUGUCUCAUUUUCAUCUUUGCAAGUUCUGUAUUGUUAUAGGUUAUGGUGACACUCUAUAUACCAAGGGUCAUUUUGGGGAAGUUUCUUGUAAGUUGAUGGAGAUCCUCUAUUAAGUUUCUUCACAUAUCUUCAUCUUUAUAUAUGUUGAUUUUGGUGCUUGGGCCUGGGCAGAAAGGCAUUUAGCAAGGAGCCAUCCAAACUUUGAAUUUGGAACUUUUCAGCCAUCAAAGGGAUCAUGACUAAUGUGAGUUGGUGUUGAACUUUCUUAUACUUUCUCAUUGCUUAAAUUCAUCAUGCAGUGUGGCAUUGCUAGAACCCUUCAACCCUUUUGCAGUGAUGUCUACUUAUACAUGUGACCUGAGAUAAGAAGUUGGAUUUCACAGGUUCAGACAAGCAAUGAAGUGUUUGUAGAGUUCUCUUUAUAUGCUUUGCUUAAUUUAACAAAUUGGAAUUCGCUCGUAUGCAUCCAACUUGUAUUCAUCAGUCUUGGAAAGUAGUACCAAUAAUGUGUUUUGGGCAGGGAGAUAUUCUGAGAUUCUGAUCACCUGCAGGACCCCAAGUGGUUCCAGAGUUCAUUGAGUAGUAAGUGCUUCUGAGCUCAAGUUGCUUAAAAAAUUUAGGGCAUAUGCCCGAGGUUUUAGUGGUAUCUCAAGGUCUCAAUGCAUUUCAUCAAUUGAUGGUGUAAUUGAGGUUUUUAGUUCUUCAGUUGGUGGUUUGGCAUGUGGUAUGAGCUUUAAAAGGAAGCAGCCUGUGAGAACUAUGUCUUGGAAUGGACUCUUCUAAUUCUCCUAUGGGUUCUUAAAAGGUCAGCUGCCAUUUAAUGGUAAAUUAUAGUCUCUAAGGAGAUUAUCGGUUGUCUAUCAUAAUUGAAAAGGUGAGCCACUAGUUGCUCUAUUGGUUGGGUACUUUUGCCAUUACUUGUUGAUUUAUUUUGUACAGUCAUAUGGAAGCCACCAACUCCUCUACUAGGGUGAUUAGGAUAGGUUUCGUGUUCCUCAUUGAAGGAAGAAGAUGUGUUACUUAUUGAGUUCUAUUUGAUCGAAUGCCCAUUUAUGUUGGAGUGGCUUGUAUGCCAAAGACCUCAAGGUUUUUUAGAUGCUGGGGGAAUCUGAGAAGUAACCUCCAGGUAUAGGGUAUUCUUUUGUUGGUAAGGAUGUUGCAAAACCUGGGAAAUGGUAUUGGCCCAAUGGAUUUGCAGUACACUAGAACUUGGAUCAGUGUCUCAUCCUAGUCCCUUGUGCUUCGGAAAUCAGGUUUAGUAUCUUCUCUUCUCCGGUUGUCUGUUCUGUUGUUAAUUUAUAAUGAUAAUAAUCAUAAUGAAGAUGAUGAUAAUAAAUAAUUUAAAAUGAUAAUGAUAAGUAUAGUAAUCUUCAUUAUCUUCUCAAAUUUGUGGAAGCAGGGAAGAGUAACAGUAGAGGAGAGCUUGCACACAAACAAGCGAUAUUUGUGCUGGCUUCAGGUUUCUUCCUUGUUUCAGAUUAUUCAACUUAGGUUCAAGUUUAUCUCUCUUUUCAUUUGAUGAAAAGCAGGUAAAAUAUUCCAUGAAAUUGGUGUCAAAAUUUAGAACAAAGAUUGAAGUUGUGGACUCUGCUUGUCAAUAUGGUGAAUGACUGUAGCCACUUGCUAUCACGAUAUGUACCGAAUGAAAUACCUCAGUGUGGAAUUAGCUGGAAAUGCCGACAUUUCUGAGUAUUUGCCAUCACUUUCAAAUAACAAAAUUGUCU
Messenger RNA from Vitis riparia (riverbank grape), 6383 nucleotides. RefSeq lists its product as uncharacterized. Bases 281 to 4342 code for a protein of 1353 amino acids. The record is from RefSeq and is a predicted model, not a curated record. NCBI's taxonomy places the organism in Eukaryota, Viridiplantae, Streptophyta, Magnoliopsida, Vitales, Vitaceae. The transcript has 4 exons.